GUAUGUUGCCCUACAUUGCCACUGGGGCUCCACCACAGGUUUACACUUGAGCUCAGAGCUCAUUGUGGAUUAAACAUCAGCUGAACGCAGGACCCAGCCGAACCCUGACCCAGGUGAACAACAUGGCAGAGUGCGGAGCAGAAGGUGAACUACCUCAGAGGCGUCUCGGCGCGAAGGAGCAGCAAAACGGAGAGCUGACAGACUCAGAGCUCGCUGUGGAGGACAGGAAGCAGAGGGACAGGGAGGAGCGUGAAGCCCUGGUGUUGUGGAAGAAACCUCUGCUCACACUCCACUACUUCACUCUGGAGCUGCUCAGCACUCUGAAGGAGUGGAUCUGCAGGCUCUGGCAGCAGAGGCAGACGGUGGUGGGCCUGCUGAUCCUGCUGAUCCUCCUCUCCAUCGCCUAUCGCAUUGAAGGCACACACCAGAAGUAUGUGCGCUACAUGGAGAAGAAGACGCUGUGGUGCGCCUACUGGGUUGGCCUGGGCAUCCUCUCCUCUGUGGGUCUCGGCACCGGCCUGCACACCUUCCUCCUCUACCUGGGACCACACAUAGCAUCAGUGACUCUGGCGGCCUAUGAAUGUGGGUCUGUGGAUUUCCCCGAGCCUCCCUAUCCGGACCAAAUAGUCUGUCCCCAGCAGGAAGCGCCGGCGUCAGGCUCUGAUGCCGAACAGCUGGGCGUGGAGGGCGUGCAGGCCGUGGGCACUGACAGGGUGGUGGGGUCGGCAGCCCUCCAGGGAAGCAUCACUCUCUGGACGAUCAUCUCAAAAGUCCGGCUGGAAGCGUGCAUGUGGGGUGCAGGUACAGCUAUCGGAGAGCUUCCUCCCUACUUCAUGGCUCGAGCGGCGCGCCUGUCCGGAGCUGAACCCGAUGACGAGGACUAUCAGAAGUUUGAGGAAAUGCUGGACCAGACAGAGUCCGCACAGGACUUUGCAUCUCGAGCUAAAGCAGCAGUGCAGAAGCUCAUCCAGAGGGUCGGCUUCUUUGGGAUUCUAGCCUGUGCCUCUAUUCCAAAUCCCCUCUUUGACCUGGCAGGAAUAACAUGUGGACACUUUUUGGUCCCGUUCUGGACUUUUUUUGGUGCGACGCUCAUCGGGAAAGCCGUCAUCAAGAUGCACAUUCAGAAACUGUUUGUGAUCGUCACCUUCAGCAGGCACAUCGUGGAGCAGAUGGUCUCCCUCAUCGGAGCUGUUCCACUGCUGGGUGCGGCACUGCAGAAGCCCUUCAGGGAGUACUUGGAGGCCCAGAAGGCCAAGCUUCACCAUCUCCGUGGAGAGGGGAUCCCGACUGAGGAGAACUGGCUGUCGUGGCUCUUUGAGAAGGUUGUGGUCAUCAUGGUAUGCUUCUUUGUCUGCUCCAUUGUCAACUCCAUGGCUCAGAGCUACGCCAAGCGCAAGCAGCAGGAGAAGUACUCGGAGAGCAAGACGGAGUGAAGGACAGCUCCGGAUCACGCUGGACCAUCAGCUUCAGAAGCUUCCCGCCGCUCCUGUCCUCAUCUCCUGGCUGAUACCCCCCCACACUAUCUGAAGCACAGUGUCGGCCCCAUCUGGUUUCUCUCCUGUUGUUGUAGCAGCAUGUUUAUGUUGAACUUGGACUUCCACUUACUUGUUUUUGAAGGCUUUGCAUUUGGUAGUGAUUGUUCCCUGUAAGGUAGGUGUUCGCUGGGGUGAGUGUGUGCGAGCUGUCGUGUUGUUAAAGUGGAGCUUUCAGCAGCUCCUGAGCACACGAGAAGAAGCUGCUGGCAAUAAGUGUCCUCAGUAGAGCCUUAAGCUGCACUGUCUGUGUCACUAGAACCACCUUAAAGCCUCCAUAGAGUCACUGUAUGUGAAUAAGCUAGGAGUGUUUAAUGUUGUACAACCAGCGCAGUUAUUCGUUCAAUAACUUAUUUAUUUAUGAUCUACACUUGCCGGGUUAAUAAUAAGACGUUGUGUAUUAAUGAUGUACUGUAGGGUUGCUGUCCUGUGGUUAGAUAAGACUGUAACCGGACUUUAAAUACCCGUGUUCUGCUCAGAGCCGGGUCACUUCUCCACACGGUAGAGCUCAGCUGUAGUAGAGAUGUUAGCGAGUGCUGCCGACUGUACGUGGUGCUCAGGACCGCCACUUCUUUUGUGUGUGCCGUAGAGCUCGUCGUAGCACUUUGGGAUGAGAAAUGAUAAAUCGGCCAUGAAUCACCCCGCUGGUCCCUUUGUCUGCCCUUAUUGUUCUGCUUCCAGGAAGAGAGCGCAUGAGUCAGCCCGGGGCUACUUUACCAGAUGCAGCCGUGUAUUGAAUCAGAUCCACAACUGAGUGUGUGUGAGACGGAGAGCGAGACGCAGAUAGUAGGUUGUGUGGCCGCCACAUUUGUUGCUCUCCCUUUUAUCUUUUAUGGAUUAAAGCAGAUUGUGCUCCACUAAUAGACUCUGCCUGGAAGUGUUAGUGGCAGAUAGCAGCCUCUAACUCCGAGGCAUGUCAUGAUGAGUGUUCUUUGUCUUCACUUGUCCACGGAGCUUUUUUCUUUUUUUUUUUAUCCUUUUUUCCCCAGACGAGGACAGCGAGCUCAUGUUUGACUUUACAACAUUUUACCUGCUUGAUCAAUUCUAAUUUUUUUCCUUUUUUUUGCUGGAUAACGUCAGCUGGCUCUCCGUAUGUGCAACUACCUUCCUUUUUUUUUCCAUAAUUGCCAGUGAAAUGUGCUAUUUUCUUCCUCCUCUGUACCGCUGCUGUGCUACGCUGGACUGAGCGCAGUGGGCGCUAGAGCAGGCACAAGCGGCAGAGGGAAAAAAAAAAAAAAAAAAAAGCCUCAAGCGAGCGCACAGUGAAAAGCGUCUGUGCCGUUACCUCAGCUGAACCUUCGAAUGAACUCGUUGCACUGCCCCAGUCACGGAGCCAGGAGACGAAUCACUCGAGUAGAUUCAAAACAGAGGGGUACUGUUGAGCGGGCUGAACCCUGCGCUCUGCACCAGCUCUAGUCAGAACAUUCACAUCUCCUCUUUUCUCCUGUCAUGGUAAGUAGGAUUAGGAUUCUGUUUUUUUUUUUUUUUUCUUUUUUUUUUUUUUUUUCUCUUCUGCCAUUGUUGUCGUUUCUGUACAUGCGUAUGUCUCAGGCAUGUCCGUCACUCUCUCGGCCUGUCAGAUAGCUUAUCAGACUGGUGUUGGCUGUUAAGAUUGCAAGGCGACAACAGUCUGUAGGCUGUCUGACAUUUCGGGCUCUUUCAUCUGACCAGCAUCCUGUUUUGUCCUCCUUCUGUUACUGUCAUUGUUUCAGUUAGCAUCAGUUCCCAUUUAGAGGUGUGUGCGCUGCGAUGUCACUUCCCUUUAUCCCAACCGCUUGUGAAACGUCGGAGACAUGGGCCUAUUGUUUAUUUCCGCCACGCUGACGUCUGUGAGGGUUUAUGUGGGUUUAUGUGAGGAACUGUGCUCUCGCAUGUUUGCAGAUGUAGUGAUGUCAGUAGUGUACUUCUGUAUAUACGUGUGUGUGUGAGAGAGAGUUGGCUGUGUGCUCUUGAAUUUCCAGAGAAUCCAGACAGCACACACCUUAUUGCAACACAUCACAUUGUGACAGCCAGUCCUAGGUAUGGUACACGCAGUGCUCACCAGCUCUCCCCUUCCCUUUUACACUUCCCUCUUCUGCUGAACUGAGGACUUUCUUCUGUUGCUCAACACGCACUCUUUCUGUCGGAGCCUGCGUUUUAUUGGAUCAACUCUCUUGAGAGGGUGUUUUUCUAAGGGCCACAAAUUGGUAAUUAUACAAUGCUGAAAAUCAUUGCUUGACCAGUGGGUGCUUUCACCACAAAGCCUCAGAUUUUAUUUUAGUUCCUUCUUUCUGUAGAAUAGAGCAAAAAGGGUCAAACUUUUUUCCCGGUCACUAAAGCAGAAUCAGUGGAAUGGCUCGCUGGCUUAAAGAGUGUUUUUCUUGGCAGUUUCAGGAUGUCCUGUUCCAUAAGGGGGACCCCUUUUGGCACGACUGUGUGGAUGUGAGAGCGCAUGCUUGUCUAGAAACUCUGUUUAUGUUUCUGUGUGUAAGUGCCUGUGUUUCUUGUCUGUACCUGGGUUAUUUUAAAAGUCCACGCACUGUACGAUUUCUCUGCUUUCACUAUAAAUAAAGUGUGUUGAAAAGAG
Molecule: messenger RNA, 4098 nt
Organism: Stegastes partitus (bicolor damselfish)
Lineage: Eukaryota; Metazoa; Chordata; Actinopteri; Pomacentridae
Product: vacuole membrane protein 1
Exons: 12
Coding region: 123-1433 (436 amino acids)
Source: RefSeq, a predicted model, not a curated record